GUCACUCAAAUGUAGUUGAGCUAUUGCUUAAGAAUAGCGCAGAUAUUAAUUUGAAAGACAAUUACGGAUGGUCACCAAUUUAUACAGCUUCUGUAAAUGGUCACUUAAAUGUUGUUGAGUUAUUGCUUAAGAAUGGCGCGGAUAUUAAUUUGAAAACUAGCUACAGAUGGUCACCAAUAAUUGCAGCCGCUCAAGAAGGUUAUGACGGAGUUGUUGAAGUGCUACUUCAAAACGGCGCAAAUAUGAACGAUCAAAAUAAUGAAGGAGAAACUGCCUUAUAUAUGGCUUCGGAAAGAGGUCACUCAAAUGUAGUUGAACUAUUGCUUAAGAAUGGCGCAGAUAUUAAUUUGAAAGAUAACAUUGGAUUAUCACCAAUUUAUGCAGCUUCUGUAAAUGGACAUGAACGUGUUGUUGAAUUACUAAUCACAAACGGUACCCUUGUAAAUAUCAAAAAUAAGGACGGAUUUUCAUCAAUACAUGGUGCUGCAGAUAACG
This is a messenger RNA of Contarinia nasturtii (swede midge), 495 nucleotides long. Its product is annotated as ankyrin repeat domain-containing protein 29-like. The record is from RefSeq and is a predicted model, not a curated record. Gene Ontology annotation, molecular function: protein binding. Lineage: Eukaryota; Metazoa; Arthropoda; Insecta; Diptera; Cecidomyiidae. The transcript has 5 exons. The annotation marks the transcript as partial.